Aspergillus aculeatinus CBS 121060 is the source of this 2379-nucleotide messenger RNA. Its product is annotated as DnaJ domain protein. Gene Ontology annotation, cellular component: spliceosomal complex. The record is from RefSeq and is a predicted model, not a curated record. Bases 1 to 2379 code for a protein of 792 amino acids. Gene Ontology annotation, biological process: spliceosomal complex disassembly. NCBI's taxonomy places the organism in Eukaryota, Fungi, Ascomycota, Eurotiomycetes, Eurotiales, Aspergillaceae. The transcript has 3 exons.
AUGACGACCCCAACCUUUUCCUCGUCCACCUUCAUCGACUGCUACGCAACCCUCAACAUCCACCCGCACGCCGACCUCAAAGAGAUCAACAGCGCCUACAAGCGCCUCGCUCUGAGGUAUCACCCGGACAAGACCGAGGGAGGAGACGCCGAGACGUUCCAGAAGAUCCUUUACGCCGUCGAAACCCUCCGCGACCCCAAUCACCGCGCCAUCCACGAUGCCGCCCUCGAUGAACACCGCUGUCGCAACCUGAAAUACACCGCAGACGCGGGGGCCUUCUUUCGUCGCGGCUACCACCGUCACCACCACCAGCAGCAGCAGUAUCGUGCCGAUGACCCAUAUAACCAAAGCCGGUACGAGGCCUCUUACCGCCACAGCGUGCACAUGGAUCCCACGGCGCCGGAGUCCAUUGAGAUCAUGGAGCAGAUGCGUCGGGAUCGGGAGUAUAGCGAGCAGCUGGAGCGGGAGCGGGAGCGGGAGACUCGGGAGGCGGAGAAGGCUGCUGCUGCGGGGUUGUUUCAGGAGGGGCAAGAUGGGGAAGGGGAGGGGUAUGACCCGGGCCGGGUGGUGGAUGACGACUUGAGUUCUUGGUCUUCUUCGUCGGAGGAGCCGAUGGGGUAUUAUGAUGAAAGUGGGUGUGUGGUGACGAGGAAGAAGGAUAAGAAGAAGACGAAGCAGGCAAGGGGGAGGGGGAAUGCCGGUGAGGGGGUGAAGGGGGUGGAGGAAGAGGUGAACGAGGAGGAAGAGGAGGAGGAAACUUGGAUUGGGUAUUCGGAUAAGACGGCUUAUUGGUCGGAGGAGAAGCAGGCUAAGGAUCAGGCUCAGGAGGAGAGGCGCGCCAGGUGGAUGGCUAGUCUGUUGGAUCCGGAUGCGGGCUGGAAGUCUAUGAAGUAUUCUUGGGGACAGCAGCAGGAGGAGAAUAAGGAGGAGUCUGAGAAGGAUUUCGAGGAGGAGUAUGACGAGGAGUAUGAGGGAGGAGAGGGAGAGUAUGAAGAGGGGGAGGAGGAGGAGGAGGAAGACGAAGACGAAGACGAAGAGGAGGACGAAGAGGAGGACGAAGAGGAAGAGGAAGAAGAAGAGGAGGAAGACAGCGAGGAGGAGCAGUCCGACGAAGAGGACAGUGCUGACCUCCUAUCAGAGGGUAAAUCCGAUGGGCAGGAGGAAAGCAUCUCCAUGGGUAACCUGAUUGAUCUCGAAGACGACGCCAAUGACCACACAGAGAUGCCCACUGUGGCCAGCAAAGGAAGCACCGGGUCUGUCACUGAGCUCGUCCCUGAAGACCACCAUCAGUCGGCCGAUCUGUUGGACUUGGGGGAAGACAAGAACUCACAGGCUAGUAAAGCGGACAAUGAUCUGGGAGAAUGCAAGGACAAGGUGGAUCUGGAUGGACAGCCAGGCCGUGCGCAAGGACACAAAGACACUGGCUGGAAGGAGAACGAUGAAUGUUAUGGAACCCCCGGGGCCGAAGUCUUCCACGAGAUGUUCUGCAAAGAGGAUAUUGGCCCGAAGCGGAAAGAAGUAUGCAUGUGUGGAAGGGUCGAGGGUAUCGCAGACGAUGAAGAGGACUGGUUCCGCUAUCCUGGGCAGAUGCCCUGGGGCAUGAGCUUGCCAAACAAAUUCUCCAAACGCAGCACCACCGACAACGACGACAACUAUGACGAUGAAGACACAGACGAAGAAGAGGACAACUCCGAGGGAGAUGCAAUCGGCGGUCACGAAGGAGAAGACCUUGAAGACGACUCGACAGUCCACAACUCCAACCACCACAACGAUCACGAUCACACCCAACCCACACCAAAGACCUCAAACACCGCCAAUGGCUACAUCAACAUUCCCUCCGAAACCAACUCCCACUCCGAAACCUACCACUUCUACGAUACAAAAGCCGAGCACCCAGCCGCCGCAGAGCAAUCCGAUUCCGACUUCGUGACCGCAAACGAGGACCCGGCCAUGUCGACCGACUCCCUAACCCGGCCCGCCAACCUCAUCGCAGCACCCCCACACGGCCUCAGCGCCUACCUCACGCCGCUGCUCCCCUACUUCGAGUCCAAGCUUAACCGAAGCGACGGCCGCUACACCCCGGACGACAUGGUCGUCGAAUGCCGCGGGAUCAUCUUAGAGACCUUCUGCGGGUGGAUGGAAGGCGUGCGGCGUACGUUCCGGGAUGCGGCGACGCGUGGCUGCAACGACGAGGGUGAAUGCCUGCAUCUGGGUUACUGGGACAAAGCCUAUGGGCAGGCGGAGUGCAAGGUCUGCGGGCAGUGGGAGCCGAUCUUUACACUCACCUGCCCCGGUUGCGGGCUGGAGGCGUGCGUGGCGUGCAAGUUUACGGCGCCGGCUACUUGGAAUCGUGGUCGGGUGUCUGGUAGCCUGGGAUGA